AGUAUGAACAACGCUAUCCGGUUCUGUCGCUCUCGCGGAGCCCAUGUUGUCACAGUGGAAACCCCGGAGGAAAACUACUUUAUUCAGGUGGCAUUAAACAAUUCCAAGCAGUUAUCUCGCUGUUUCAUGGGAAUAACUGACUUUUGGUCUGAAGGAGAAUUCCAGACAUUACGGAGAGAACAGAUUCCUUACGAAAACUUUAAAGUUCCCGACCCCGAUAAUGGAGGACGAUCUCCUAUUCCUGAAAACUGUGUGUGCCUGUUGGCAAAAUCGGGCCUGUGGAAAGAUCAAGCCUGCACCAACACCAAAACCGACGCUUUCGUUUGUGAAAAGGCCCUUUAUCACAGGUCCUCACAAGGUUUAGAAAUUAUGUAUGGGAAGCGCCUUGAUGAUGCGAGCUGUCAGCUUGAAUCCUAUACUGUCACGUCUCCGGUGGAGUGUGCAGCCAGAUAUCUCCAGUCCGGCGUAGCGCUCGCCUUCAACGUCGCACGUGUGCUGUCAGGGACAACGCCCAAUUGUCACGUGAUGAACUGUACACCAAUGGACGUCAGCGCCGUGAAGACCGAUCCGGACUGGAUAUUACACCAUUAUCCUGAAAUUUAUUAGCCAAUCACAUCACGACUGU
Molecule: messenger RNA, 625 nt
Organism: Liolophura sinensis
Lineage: Eukaryota; Metazoa; Mollusca; Polyplacophora; Chitonida; Chitonidae
Exons: 4
Coding region: 4-606 (200 amino acids)
Biological process (GO): ossification
Molecular function (GO): growth factor activity
Source: RefSeq, a predicted model, not a curated record